This is a messenger RNA of Nematolebias whitei (Rio pearlfish), 1535 nucleotides long. RefSeq names its product KRR1 small subunit processome component homolog (gene krr1). Gene Ontology annotation, cellular component: nucleolus; small-subunit processome. The transcript has 10 exons. Bases 20 to 1174 code for a protein of 384 amino acids. Lineage: Eukaryota; Metazoa; Chordata; Actinopteri; Cyprinodontiformes; Rivulidae. Gene Ontology annotation, molecular function: RNA binding. The record is from RefSeq and is a predicted model, not a curated record.
CUUCCGCUUCCGCUCAACAAUGGCGUCCUCCGUGACUGAAGACGGCACGAGCGACGCGCAAACAGGGAAAAACUCUAAAAAUGCGAAAAACCAAGUGGAUGAAUCUGAACUUCUGACUGUUCCUGAUGGGUGGAAGGAACCAGCGUUUACUAAAGACGACAACCCCCGCGGCCUGCUGGAGGAGAGCAGCUUCGCAACACUCUUUCCCAAGUACAGAGAAGCCUACCUGAAGGAGUGCUGGCCGCUGGUGGAGGCGGCUUUAGGACAGCUGUACAUCAAAGCCUCUCUGGACCUGAUUGAAGGUAGCGUAACCGUCUGCACCACGAAGAAAACAUUUGACCCCUACUCCAUUGUCAGAGCGAGAGAUCUCAUUAAGCUGCUGGCGAGGAGCGUCCCGUUCGAACAGGCUGUCCGCAUCUUACAGGAUGACGUGGCCUGUGACAUCAUCAAAAUCGGGACCCUUGUGAGGAACAGAGAGCGAUUUGUGAAGAGGAAGCAGCGGCUGAUCGGCCCAAAGGGCUCCACCUUGAAAGCACUGGAGUUGUUGACCAACUGCUACGUGAUGGUGCAGGGCAACACCGUGUCGGCCCUGGGGCCCUACAACGGCCUUAAGGAGGUGCGCAAAGUGGUGAUGGACACAAUGAAGAAUAUUCAUCCUAUUUACAACAUCAAGACCCUGAUGAUCAAACGGGAACUCACCAAAGAUCCUGAACUGCGGACACAAAGUUGGGAACGCUUCCUGCCAAAGUUCCGCCACAAGAGCCUGUCCAAACGCAAAGUGCCCAAGAAGAAGGGCACAAAGAAGGAGUACACACCGUUCCCUCCACCACAGCCAGACAGCAAGGUUGACAAAGAAUUAGCCACAGGAGAAUUCUUCCUUCGUGAAAGUGUGAAAAGGAGGAAGAAGAUGGAGGAAAUCAAGGUGAAACAAGCAGAGGCACUGACCAAGAAGCAAGAGGAGCGAAACAAAGCCUUCAUUCCUCCUAAAGAGAAGUCUUUGAUGAAGAAGACCACGAAAGCCCCCACAGAAGGGAAGCUGGACAUCGAAGCCAUCAAGGACAAGGUGAAAAAAGCCAAAACGAAAAAACUUGGAGCUCCACCGGUGAACCCAUCUCCAACCUCCACCUCCUCCACCGACAAGAAGAAGAAAAAGAAAACAAAAGAUAAAGGCUAACUACUGUCAGUCAGCACAUUUGUACCAUGUUUAUAGUACUUUUUGAAGAGACUGUAAACACCCACAAGGACAAGAUGUCUGACGUAAAGUUUGUAUGUUUGUAAAAAAACAAAGCAUGGACAGUUCCUUCCCAAACUCUCAAUAGUGCUUUUGUUUUUUAGCAUCUAAGAACAUGUAAAAUAAUAUUCUGUUUUCAUCGCUGUCUUUAAGAUUUUGAAUGGACCAUAUUUAUGCUCCUUUAUUUUACUUAGAUUUGUUCAUGUAAAGACAGUUUUUAUAGCCCUGCUUUCUUUUUUUAUACCUUCUCCUAUGAUCCUUAUUUUGGAUGUUAGUAAGGUGUCCAAAACAAGCCCCUAUUAUC